This is a messenger RNA of Mytilinidion resinicola, 1506 nucleotides long. RefSeq names its product Asp-tRNA Asn/Glu-tRNA Gln amidotransferas-like protein subunit A. The transcript is spliced from 4 exons. Gene Ontology annotation, molecular function: catalytic activity. Lineage: Eukaryota; Fungi; Ascomycota; Dothideomycetes; Mytilinidiales; Mytilinidiaceae. The coding region runs from base 140 to 1468 and encodes 442 amino acids. The record is from RefSeq and is a predicted model, not a curated record.
GCUUCAUUCUCUUCUCUACAUUCCUGAACAAAUUUUGAAGGAGCACAAGAUUUGGAGAACUUUAGUACAUAAUCAAUCAAAGCCUAACACCCUCAGACAAUCUACGUUCUUCCACGUCUUUCCAGCACUCGACAUCAUCAUGUCCCCCACCACCGAGCCCUACAGCUUGACAGCAACCGAAGCAGUCGCUGAAAUCAAGUCUGGUCGCUUGACUGUAGAGAAAUAUGCUCAAUCACUUCUAUCUCGCUACGAAAGCAGGGACUCUACCGUCCACGCAUGGGCGUAUUUGAACCCCGAACUGGUCCUUCAGGAAGCAAGAAAGCUUGACGCAAUCCCACCAGCGGAACGCGGACCCCUUCAUGGUGUAGCUAUUGGCGUGAAAGAUGUUAUACUCACGAAAGAUAUGCCGACGCAGUACAACUCACCCAUCUACAAGGACGACCACCCCCAGCUAGAUGCCGGCUCAGUCAUAGUUCUGCGGAAAAACGGAGCUCUCAUAUAUGGAAAGACCCACACUACCGAAUUCGCUGCCACAAGCGUCGGGCCCGCAGCGCGUAAUCCCCACGAUACUACCCGCACCCCGGGUGGCUCUUCUUCAGGAUCUGGUGCUGCUGUUGGAGAUCUGCAGGUCCCGAUCGGAUUGGGCACGCAGACGAUCGGUAGCACGAUCCGCCCAGGUUCUUUCAAUGGCAUCUACGCCCUGAAGCCAACAUGGAACAGCAUAUCGCGAGAGGGCCAGAAGCUGUACUCGCUGAUCUUCGAUACGCUUGGGCUGUACUCUCGUAGCGUGGAAGACCUUCGACUACUCAUCAACGUAUUUCAGCUACAAGACGACGAGCCAGGGGAGCACUUCUCAGUGAAAGGAGCCAAAUUUGCCGUACUGAAGCUCAAGACACCGAACUGGCCAGAGGCGGGGAAAGGGACGAAAGACGCGUUAGAUCUAGGCGUGCAGCUACUCACAUCCCACGGCGCUGAAGUAGAGGAACUUGUACUGCCGGACGAGUUCGAUGACUUGACGGCAUGGCACCUGCAAGUUCUCAGCGGAGAUGGCCGGAUCGCUUUCUUGCCUGAUUACUACUAUGCGAAGGAUAAACUCCACGAGUCUUUGGUAGGUCACGUAGAAAACAGUGAAAAGUAUUCGAGGAAAGAGCAGCUCAAGGCUUUCGAUGGACUCGCGGCGUUGCGGCCAAAGAUGGAUGCGAUCUUGGAGAAGUAUGCUGCAAUUAUUGCUCCCAGUGCGCUGGAUGAGGCGCCGGUGGGCAACAAUACCGGGAACGCGACUUUCUGCGGGAUAUGGACGGCUUUGCACCAACCUGUCGUCAACAUACCCGGCUUCAAGGGCGCGAAUGGAAUGCCUAUCGGAUUAUCAGUGAUAGCCCCGAGGUACCGAGAUCAACACCUGUUGAGGGUGUGCAAGGAAGUUGGGAAGAUCUUUGAGGCGGAAGGCGGUUGGAAGAGAAGUUUGUAGUUUGGUAUCUUCAAUAGAAUAAUACUAGCCUUGCAGAU